AUGCUUCGGCAGAGCUUGGCUGUAAUCGUUGCGUACGUACUGUGUGGAUUUGGUGUGGCGUCUGGGGCCGAUCAGCCUUGGGUGACUUACAAAGGGGGCGAAGGACCGGGGGCCGGCAAGCACGUGGUGCUGGUCAGCGGCGAUGAAGAGUAUCGCUCGGAAGAAGGUUUGCCGCAGUUGGGCAAGAUCCUCGCCGCGCGACAUGGAUUCGAUUGCACCGUGGUGUUCCCCAUCGAUCCGGACACCGGCGAGAUCAAUCCCAACCGGGGUGACAACAUCCCGGGCAUCGAGGCGCUCGACGACGCUGACCUGAUGAUCAUCCUCACCCGGUUUCGUCAUUUGCCCGACGAGCAGAUGAAGCACGUCGACGCGUACCUUCGUGCGGGCAAGCCGGUGAUCGGCAUGCGAACCGCCACGCAUGGCUUCAACACCAAAGACCCCGAUUGGGCCCACUACAGCAACGGCUACGGUGGUGAGAAAAAAGAGUGGAAGGGUGGCUUCGGCCGAUUGGUACUCGGCGAGAUGUGGAUCAGCCAUCACGGGCACCACAAGAAAGAGUCGACCCGGGGAAUCAUCGUCGAGGGCGAAGAGGAUAACCCGAUUGUUCGCGGUAUCGAACCGGGUGCGAUUUGGGGCGAUACCGACGUCUACGGUGUGCGGCUUCCCUUGCCGGGCGACAGUCAACCAAUCGUGCUGGGCCAGGUUCUCACGGGCAUGAACCCCGACGAUCCUCCGGUGAAAGGGGCGAACAACGACCCCAUGAUGCCGGUGGCGUGGACCAAGAGCUAUCAACUACCCGGCGGGGAAAAGGGACAAGCCUUCAAUACCACCAUGGGUGCGGCGACCGAUCUCGAGGCCGAAGGCACCCGGCAGAUGUUAGUCAACGCGGUGUAUUGGAUUCUGGGGAUGGAAGAUCAGAUCCCGGCCUCUGGAACCGACGUGGCGUUGGUCGGCGACUACGACCCUUCUGACUAUGGGUUCAACGGUUUCAAGAAGGGCGUGAAGCCGAGCGAGCAUGCGUUCGACACGACGAAUGUUAAGGCUGCCUCGGGCGGGGCUGCGAAAGCUUCUUUCUCGCUCAACAAAGGCGACCACAUCAGCAUCAUUGGCAACACGCUGGGCGAGCGGAUGCAGCACGAUGGGUGGUUGGAGACGUUCCUGCAGCAUCGCUUCCCCGAGCACGAACUGGUGCUGCGGAACAUGGCCUUCUCGGCCGAUGAACUUACCGUGCGGCAACGCUCCGAUGGGUUCGGCUCGCCCGACGAAUGGCUGGGCAAGAACGAAACCGACGUCGUGUUCGCGUUCUGGGGUUUCAACGAGUCGUUCGCUGGUGCCGAUGGGCUGGAGAAGUUCAAGCAGGACCUGGCCGAGUUCAUCAAGCACACCCGUGAGCAGAAGUACAACGGAGAGUCGGCCCCAAGGAUCGUGCUGUUCACACCCAUCGCGUUCGAGAAUCUGAAUACGCCGAACCUGCCUGAUGGCAGCGAAGCGAAUAAGAACAUCGCACUCUAUGCCCAGGCGAUGCGGGAGGUAGCAAACGAGCACGACGUGACGCUGGUCGAUUUGCUUCCGAUCAGUGAACAACUGCUCGAAGAGUCAGACGCCCCGCUGACGAUCAACGGAAUUCACCUGAAUGAAGAGGGGAACCGGCUGAUUGGUCAGGCGAUUGACGAAGCGCUCUUUGGCGAAGCACCGGCCGUGGAAGAUUCGGCGCGGCUGGAAGCGAUUCGUCAGGCGGUGUUGGACAAGAACUUCUACUGGUACCACCGCUAUCGGGCGACCGAUGGGUAUUCGAGCUUCGGUGGGCGUUCGUACCUGAAGUUUGUCGACGACCAGACCAACCGCGAGGUGAUGCUGCGUGAGUUGGCCAUCAUCGUGCAGUUGGCCGACAACCGCGACCCGGUGAUUUGGGCCGCCGCCCAGGGCGAAGAGAUCGACAUCGAUCUCGACAAGACCGAAGACUUCAUUCCGGUGAAGACCAAUAAGCCGGGCGAGGGCCCCAAUGGCGAGCACAUCUACCUGGGUGGCGAAGAGGCCAUCGAGAAGAUGACCGUGGCCGACGGGAUGCAGGUGAACCUGUUCGCCUCGGAAGAGAUGUUCCCCGAGUUGAUCAACCCGGUGCAAAUGGCUUUCGACACCGAGGGCCAACUGUGGGUCGCCACCUGGCCCAGCUAUCCGCACUGGAAGCCGAAGACAGAAAUGAACGACCGGCUGCUGAUUUUGAAAGACACCGACGGCGAUGGCAAAGCCGACCGUUGCGAUACGUUCGCCGACGGAUUGCACAACCCCACCGGUUUCGAGUUUUGGAACGGUGGCGUUCUCGUGGCGAUGGCUCCCGACUUGUUGUUCUUGAAAGACACCAACGGCGACGGCAAGGCCGACCUGCGGAAGCGGGUCCUUCACGGGCUCGAUUCGGCCGACACCCACCACACGGCCAACAGCUUCACGUUCGAUCCCGGCGGGUCGCUGUACUUCCAGGAAGGCGUGUUCCACCGCACACAGGUUGAAACGCCUUAUGGGCCCUUGCGAAACCGAGACGCCUGCGUGUGGCGGUUCAAUCCCCGCACGUAUAACUUGCAGCGAUACGCCUCCUACGGGUUUGCCAACCCGCACGGGCACGUAUUCGACGGCUGGGGCGAAGACAUCAUUCACGACGGAACCGGCGCUCAGGCCUAUCCGGGUGCGGCCAUCUCGGGCCACCUCGAAUUUCCGGACAAGCAUCCGGGCGCCCCACAGGUGUAUCGGCAACGAACGCGACCUUGCCCGGCGACUGAGAUCCUCUCCAGCAAGCACUUCCCCAAAGAGAACCAGGGCAACCUGCUGGUGGGCAACGUGAUCGGCUUCCAGGGCAUUCUGCAAUACAAGCUCGACGAGAGCCAAGCUUGCUUGACGGGUGAGGAAGUGGAACCGAUCGUGUUCUCGUCCGAUCCCAACUUCCGCCCGGCUGAUAUUGAAGUGGGUUCCGACGGGGCAUUGUACUUCACCGAUUGGCAGAACCCGGUGAUCGGCCAUAUGCAACACAACCUGCGAGACCCCAGCCGCGAUCAAACCCACGGCCGCGUGUACCGCGUGACGUGCAAGGAUCGCCCGUUGACCAAGGUGGCCAAGAUUGCCGGCGAGCCGAUUCCCGCGCUGCUGGAGUUGUUGAAAGACAGCGACAAUCGCGUUCGCUAUCGCACUCGCAUUGAACUGAGUGGUCGCGAUACCGACGAAGUGAUUGCGGCCGUGAACGAAUGGGUAGCAUCGCUGGGCGACGAUCCGGCGAACGAGCACCAUCUGCUCGAAGCCCUGUGGGUGCAGCAACAUCACAACGUGGUAAACGAGUCGCUGCUGCUGCGGUUGCUCAGCGCCGAAGACUUCCGCGCCCGGGCUGCCGCCACGCGGGUGUUGUGCGACUGGCGCGAUCGCGUGCCCAGCUCGCUGGAGUUGCUGCGAACGCUGGCCGCCGACGAGAACCCUCGCGUGCGACUCGAAGCGGUCCGUGCGGCCAGUUUCUUCACCGCGCCCGAGACGGUUGAAGUCGCGAUCAUCGCCGACGAACAGCCCAGCGACCAAUUCCUACGGUACGUGCAACGCGAGACAAUGCGGACGCUGGAGCCGAUUUUCCAACGGGCCCUUGAUUCCAAUCAGCCCAUCGCCAUGACCACCGAGGCCGGCAAGCGUUACCUGGUUGAGAAACUCACGCUCGAUCAAUUGCUGGCUCGUGAACGGACCCCGAUUGAAUAUCGCGAGUUGCUACAUCGCCCCGGCGUGCAGGUCGAUUUGCGAAAGGAAGCGCUGGCCGGUCUGGCCGCCGCGGAGAAUCGCGACGAGUUGUCGAUGCUAUUGGAGUUGAUUCACGAACUGGACGAACAAGACGAUGUCGACCAGACCGUGGUGGUCGAUUUGGUGCACCUGUUGGCGAUGCGACCGACCGACGAGUUGGCCCGCUCCCGCGACGAAAUGCAGCGGUUGGCCACGAACGCUCAGAAUCGCGUGCUCCGCGAAAUUGCCUUCGCCACGAUGAUUGAAGUCGAUGGCUCGAUCGACGAGGCCUGGAACCUGGCGAUUCAGUCGGUGCCGGGUGUCUACGACCUGGUGAAUGCCACGCCGUGGGUAUCGAACCCCGCACUUCGCGCCCAGUUGUACCCCAAGCUUGAACCGUUACUGGAAAAGUUGCCCGGGUUACUCUCGGCCGUAUCGAACGUGGGCGAUGGCCCGAUGGGGCGAUUCGUACGGAUUGAACUUCCCCGCGAUGGCACCCUGACGCUGGCCGAAGUGGAAGUGUAUAGCGACGACCAAAACAUUGCCCGCAAGGGCAGGGCGUCGCAGAAGAACACCUCCAACGGCGGCGAAGCCUCGCGGGCGAUCGACGGGAGGACCGACGGUUCGUACGGCUCUGGCACGCAAACCCACACGAAGGAAAACACCUCGAACCCCUGGUGGCAGGUCGACCUGGGUGAGGAGUACCCCAUCGACCGCGUGGUGGUGUUCAACCGCACCGAAGGUUCGUUGGGCGAACGCAUAGAAGGCUUCACGCUGAGGGUGCUCGAUCAACGUCGCGAUGAAGUCUAUCGCCAGGAAGGUAUCGCAGCCCCCAAAGUGAAGGCCGAGUUGGAACUCGAAGGCGGCGGUUCCGCCUCGCGGGUGCGUCGCGCGGCGAUGGCCGCCAUGACGCACGUGCGGGGGCAAGAGACCGCCACGUUCCAUACGCUGGCCAGUUUCAUUCUCGAUCAGGUGAACAGCCGUAGCGAAAGCGGAGGGUUUUCGGCCGAUGCGUUGGCCGCCGUGCGAGCCAUCCAGCGGAUCGAUCCUCAGUACUGGGGCGCCGAACAUGCCGAGCCGCUACUGGCGGUGAUGAUCGAACAGGUGCGAAACACCCCGGCCGAAGACCGCACUUCGGCGGCCACGCUCGACGUGAUGGAGUUGGCCGACAACCUGGCGUCGCUACUGCCGGUGGAGCAAGCCCGCAGUGUUCGCAGCGAGUUGCGCGACUUGGGCGUACGCGUGAUUCGCAUCGGUACCUUGCCCGAGCGGAUGUCGUACGACAAGGAGAUGAUCGCCGUGGCCGCCGGGAAGCCGGUCGAGUUCGUGUUCCAAAACGACGACCUCAUGCCACACAACCUGGUCAUCACGCAGCCGGGGGCUUUGGAAGAAGUCGGCAUGUUGGCCGAGUCCACAGCCCAAGACCCUGGAGCGUUGGCUCGACAGUACAUUCCCCCGUCUGACAAGUUGCUGUUAACCAGUCAGUUGCUACACGCGGGCCAAACCCAGAAGCUCAGCUUCACGGCUCCCAGCGAGCCGGGGGUUUAUCCGUAUGUGUGCACCUACCCCGGUCACUGGCGGCGGAUGUACGGGGCUCUGUACGUGGUGGCCGAUCUCGAUGCGUACCUGGCCUCGCCGGAGGAGUACCUCGAAGCGAACCCGCUGCCGAUCAAAGACGAAUUGCUGAAGGAUCACCGUCCGCGAACCGAGUGGAAGUUCGACGACCUGGCGGCCGUGGUCGGUGGGUUGAGCGAAGGCCGCUCGGCCGGGAAUGCCCAACAGAUGUUCAAGGCUGCCAACUGCGUGUCGUGCCACCGCCUCAACGAGACGGGUCAGGAGAUCGGGCCCGACCUGUCGAAGCUCGAUGCGAAGUACCAGCCGCUCGAUAUUCUUCGCGAGUUGCUGGAGCCUUCGGCCAAGAUCAAUGAGAAUUAUCAAACCUGGACGUUCAUCACCGACGCCGGUGAAGUCGUCACCGGGUUGGUGCUCGAAGAGACGGCCACCACGGUGAAGGUGAUCGAGAACCCGUUGAGCAAGGCCGACCCCGUGGUGCUCGACAAGUCGGAGAUCGACGAACGGGAGAAGUCGAACGUGUCGAUCAUGCCCAAGGGUCUGCUCGACAAGCUGAACCAGGACGAGAUUCUCGACCUGAUCGCCUACAUCGCCGCGAACACGCAGGGCACCACCAUGGCGGCAAGUAACGCAGAGGACUUUGCCGGCGAGGAAGAUAAAACCGAACCCGUCGCUGCGGUUCACAACAACCGUGGCGAACGUUUCAGCAAGUUCGUUUUAAUCUUCCUGCUGGCGUGGCUGGCUUUGGCGUACUUGCUACUCCCCAUGGCGUGGAAAGAGUAUGCCCAUCACCGCCCUUCGUUCGACAACAACCCACGGAUUACCCACACCGGCGACCAUCACCCGGGCGAUCCGUUGAACGUGGCGUUUGUCGGCACGCAGGCCCAACUCGAGCAGGCCAUGCAGGCGGCCAAGUGGUAUCCGGCGGCCGCGCUGGGGUUGCGCAGCGAUUUGAAGAUCGCGGCCGAUUCGGUUCUCUCGCGGCCCGACGAUGAAGCGCCCGUGAGCAGCCUUUACCUGUUCGGGCGGAAAGAAGACCUGGCGUUCGAACAGCCCGUGGGCGACAACCCCCGCCAUCGCCAUCAUGUGCGGUUAUGGAAGACGCCCAAGCAGUCCGCAGACGGCAGCCCGCAGUGGAUCGGUUCGGCGGUGUACGACGAACGCGUCGGCCUGAGCCGCACCACCGGCCAAAUCACCCACGUGACGGCCCCCGAUGUCGAUACCGAACGCGACUACCUCUUCGCCUGCCUCGAAAAGACCGGUGACAUCACGGACCACUACGUCAUCCCCGACUUCCACAAGAAACUAGAAGGCCGCAACGGCGGCGGCGACUUGUGGCGCACCGACGGAAGUUUGUACGUGGGGGUAUUUGGGGCAGGGGACACACCGAAGUAG
Molecule: messenger RNA, 6711 nt
Organism: Cladocopium goreaui
Lineage: Eukaryota; Dinophyceae; Suessiales; Symbiodiniaceae
Source: the annotation of a GenBank genome assembly